CGUAUGCUGUAUGCUUCUAAUGGUUGUCGUAUUCUUACAUUAUCGAGAGAAAAAGGAAGAUCGAUACGAACGACAACAACAAUCUCAUCGAUUCCAUUUCGAUGCCAUGUAGAUUUUUUUGUGAAUUUUAAGAUCAUAUCUUCUUGAAGACGAGAUCGUUUUUUACGGGUUCCCAUCAUUUGUCUCUUUUUUUGCAUAUUUGACCUUUUGAAGCUUCAUCCUGUGUUUAGAUUUCCCAUUUCGAGCUGUGAUUGCACGUCGGAGUAUUUUUAGAGAUCAGCUUUAAAUCCGAGUUUUCCUUGUUUGAAAAUAGAAACAUUAUUUGAAAACAACUGUAAUAUUUAUUCCACGUGACCCCUUACCCUCCAUCACUCUCUUUAUAAACUGAACAGAGACUUUUUCGUUUUUUUGACGAACUAUUAAAAUAAAACUUUUUGAAUUUUUUCCUAAUGAAGUCAAAUCCAAAAUAUUUUCUAAUGAAUGACGUGGAGCGGCAGAGCAAAUAUUCGCCGAAAUAUGUUCCAAACAACAGUCUGAAAGAGCGAAUUCUGGAGUUUUUGGAUUAUUACAUUGCGCCAUUGAAACUGUAUCUUCUGUCUUACCCGAUGCCGGAUUGCCUUUGGGACAAUCGAAAAUUGAGAUUGAAGGCCAGUGGUGUGCAAGUGACUCCGAGCUCCGAACCAGUUCAUAUCGAUGAUCGUCUAAUUCACAUUUCACAGAAACAACCGUCCGAAUGAUUUUUCGAUUUUUAUUUAAUAAAGUUUUAGAAAUU
Caenorhabditis elegans is the source of this 772-nucleotide messenger RNA. RefSeq lists its product as uncharacterized. NCBI's taxonomy places the organism in Eukaryota, Metazoa, Nematoda, Chromadorea, Rhabditida, Rhabditidae. The record is from RefSeq and is marked reviewed.